AUGUUUGUCCCUUUAUUCCUUAUUACGUUAUUUGCAAUAUUGCAAAUUAUUACAGCUUCCGUCACAGAGGUUGAUGAUACUAAUUUUGAAAAUCAGGUCUUCGGCAAUCCUGGAACAUACUCAUUGGUCUAUUUCAAUUCACCUUAUUGUUCUUACUGUCGCCAGUUUGAUCCGGAAUUUGAGCCACUAGGUGAUCUUUACAGAGGAACUAGGUUAAAUGUAUUUAAGAUAGAUGGUUUACAUAAUAAAAGAAUUAGAGCAAAAUACAAACUUAUUGGAUUUCCAGUGGUGAAACUCUUUUCAUCAGAUGGUACGCAGGUUGGGUUUUACAAUGGAAAAAGACGGACACCAGAGAUUAUGGACUAUAUAUUCGAAGCUACAGGUGCCGUCGCAAAUAAACUACCAAGCUAUGUCAACCGCCUUGAUAACUAUGAAGGGAAUACGGAGGAUAUGAAAUUGAAUAUUUUCAAUCGUCAAGAUCGUGAUAUUUUUGUGGCAUUCUUCCAGCCGUGGGAUAAGAAACUUGGAAACCCGUACAACUCAUAUUUUGAACGUCUUGCCAAAUAUUACGGUGAGAAAGAACAUGAGCCGAGAACAGAAUUCUAUGGUAUCGAUGUGACGGAUAGUAAAUCCACUGAAUUGAUGAGUAAGUUUGAAGUUGGGCAGUUUCCUGUGAUUUUUUAUCUUCCUAAGGGACGCUCGGCAGAUGAAAAAUACACGGUUUAUAAACUUCCGGAAAAUCCUGACUCAAAAAUGAUCAUUGAUAUACUUUCAGGUAAAGAUAUUGGUCAGAAGCCUGUCAAUUUGGAGGAAAUGGAGCGUAACAUUGCCAAGGUAAUCCAGAAACUUCAAAUUGAGGAUAUAACCGAGGAGGAAGAAGAUGAUGAUGAUGAUGAUGAUUAUGCUGUGUAUAGAGAUUUAUAA
This is a messenger RNA of Brettanomyces bruxellensis, 924 nucleotides long. RefSeq lists its product as uncharacterized. The transcript has a single exon. The coding region runs from base 1 to 924 and encodes 307 amino acids. Gene Ontology annotation, molecular function: protein-disulfide reductase activity; protein disulfide isomerase activity. Gene Ontology annotation, biological process: response to endoplasmic reticulum stress. The record is from RefSeq and is a predicted model, not a curated record. Lineage: Eukaryota; Fungi; Ascomycota; Pichiomycetes; Pichiales; Pichiaceae. Gene Ontology annotation, cellular component: endoplasmic reticulum lumen.